Messenger RNA from Mollisia scopiformis, 1701 nucleotides. RefSeq lists its product as uncharacterized. The transcript is spliced from 2 exons. Lineage: Eukaryota; Fungi; Ascomycota; Leotiomycetes; Helotiales; Mollisiaceae. The coding region runs from base 1 to 1701 and encodes 566 amino acids. Gene Ontology annotation, molecular function: zinc ion binding; DNA-binding transcription factor activity, RNA polymerase II-specific. Gene Ontology annotation, biological process: regulation of DNA-templated transcription. The record is from RefSeq and is a predicted model, not a curated record.
AUGGACAAGAAUACUCAGCAACGUCCCGGCCCAGCAAGAAAGAGAGCCUCGACACCAAGAUCAAAGACAGGAUGCACAACGUGCAAGAUAAGGAGGCUCAAGUGUGGUGAAGAACGGCCUAGUUGCCAACGUUGCGUCAGGUCUGGGUGGCAAUGCGAUGGCUACGAUCAUGUCGCCCCGACGUCUCCCUCCCCAGAGGGAACCAUCGCGUCUUUACUUCCACGCAAUUCGUCAAUCUCACCUACUCCAAAUUCACUUGUCAUCGAACCAUCUGUGCUCCAUCCUUUGAACGAGCAGGAACAACAAUAUUUCCGAAACUGCGGGGAGGAGGUAACUGGCCAACUCCAAGGAGAGGAUAUGCUCUUCUGGCGAGGGGUGGCCUUGCAGGAGAGUUUAGGCUCGUUCUCUGUGCACCACGGCCUCAUUGCUAUCGGUGCGUUGAAGCAGAGUACCGUCAUGAGGACAGGGCGUUACCAAAUGGAUGCUGUACCAGGCACUCAUCGUGAAUUUGCACUCCAACAUUACCACACAGCUAUUCAAAGUCUUCGCGAGUCCAUGACGAAUAUGAGAGACGAAAAAGAAGUCAGGUCCACUGUGGUGGCUUGCAUGAUUUUGGCGAUCUUCGACGAUUUCAUUGGGCAUAGAGCCUUUGCUCUGCAGCACAUGCGUUGUGCUCGCGAUAUACUGCUUAAUUCGAACUCUCUUCUAUCGGCUAGUAACGCCCUUGGAGGCUCGGAUGAUGCCAAACUGGCGAAUAUGUUUCUCCGGCUGGACGUGCAAGCGAUGUGUGCUAUAGGCGUCAGCGAGUACCAGACCAUGAUACCGUUGCAGACACUGCCUCAGAUAUUCGCGCUCCCUACUCGCAUAUCGUCCUUCGAAGAAGCACAGAAUUUGAGUACCGUGGUAGCCUGGGAAGGCUGGAGAUUCUUUUAUCACAACGCAACAUACCAACUUCUUCCAAGGCACCAGAUUCCCCAGAAUAUUCUUGACCUACGCGACAACCUCGUCAAACAACUCUACGAUCUCUGCCUACUACUAGCCGAUCUGAAAGAAUGUGAACCAGGAACGAUACGUCAUCCUCUGGCAUGUAUCAAAGCGUUGAGUCUUCAUCCGGUCCUGGCCCUCGUCAGACUCGCUUCUACCUUUGGUGCACCAGAGACAGCUUGUGAUGCCCUUCUCGAUCAGUUCACCUAUCUAGUGAGCCUGUCCAAGGAAAUUAUACAGUUCGAAGCACUGGAAAACCCGGAACUUAUGGAACAGUCUAGCUCCUGGACCCCAUUUCCGCAGCAGAACGAGCUCCAUCCAUCCCUCCCGAUGCCCUAUCCCGAUCUAACUCGCAUCCCAGUCGCAGAAACAUACUCGGCCGAGUUGCGCACCGUAUCUCCUCUCCUCCUCGUUGCAACCAAAUGCCGAAAUGCCACAUUACGUCGCGAAGCUAUCGCUCUUCUCCUCUCAUCACAUCGAAGGGAAUGGAUGUGCGACUCUUUGUUGUCAGGACAGAUUGGCCAGUGGAUGAUGUCUCUUGAAGAAGAAGGCAUGGAUGCCACUGGAUAUAUACCGGAACACGCUAGAGCAUGGGGAGAAGCGGUCGAGUUAGAGAUACAAGGCCGGAAAGCCAAAGUCAGAUGUAGACAGAACUUCAAGAGCAGGGUCACAGGAAAAACCGAAUGGAGGUGGAGAGAAAAGCACAUUUGCUGGUAA